Nestor notabilis (Kea) is the source of this 1215-nucleotide messenger RNA. RefSeq names its product tectonic-2-like. The annotation marks the transcript as partial. Gene Ontology annotation, cellular component: MKS complex. The record is from RefSeq and is a predicted model, not a curated record. Gene Ontology annotation, biological process: protein localization to ciliary transition zone; smoothened signaling pathway; cilium assembly. The transcript has 10 exons. Lineage: Eukaryota; Metazoa; Chordata; Aves; Psittaciformes; Psittacidae.
UCUUCCAGCCUUCAUUUAUCCGUAUGUCAGGGCCCAGAGUCAAUUCGUUAUUUCUUGGAAAUUCUUCAGGAGUCAGUUUUUCUAUCUUUUUAAGUCCCAGAGAUGAAGAGACAGGAAUAUUGCAACUUGCAAAUUGCAAUGGAAGUGAAAGAGCUGGUGAUUGGAAUUUGAACGUAACACGUGGUGUGAACAUUUCCAAACUGACUAUAAGCUUGACUAGAAAUCUGCAGAUGUGUUUGCCAAAUGCCACUGACUGCUGCACGACACCUCUUUGUGUGGUGGAGACUCUCCAGGUUGUAGCUUGCCGUGAUUCGGUGGUGUUGGCGCAUCUCCUGGUUCAAGCUGAAAUAUAUGCCAACUCCUCCUUUACAGGAAACGUGUCAGAAAAUGCCACUAUCAUCCCAAACCAGGUGUUUCAGCCCUUGGGCUCUUGUCCUUGUGACUUGACAGCUGGAGCUUGUGAUGUUCGUUGUUGCUGUGACCUGGAGUGUACACCAGACUUGAAGCAGUUAUUCAAUGAAUCAUGUUUCACUGGAGUGUUUGGUGGGGAUGUAAACCCACCUUUUGAUCAGCUGUGCUCUUCUCAAUCAAUGGAAUAUAUCCCUGAUUGGUUUCCCUUCCUUUGUGUACAGUCUUCUCUUAACAAUACACCAUUUCUUGGCUACUUUUAUCAUGGCUCUAUUUCUGCACCCAAAGUUCCUUCAUUUAAGAUCUCUUUACAACCUUCUCCUGGGAAACUUUUCACUGGUUACAGUCAAGGAGAUCCAAUUAUGACAGAAGAAAAUGAGUAUUUUACGAUUCCCCAGCAAUCCAUGGCUGGACAGUGUGUUGUAAAUGCCCCUGUGGCAUAUCUGCAGGACUUUGAUGUCAGAUGCCUUACCAAUCUAGCAUCUUAUGAGGAAGGACUGCCCCAUGACGUGAGGAUAAACAGUGGUACUGGAGACUUCAUCCAACAAAACGUUGUCUAUAGGAACAUUACUGACACAGGCAGAUUCAUCACUGAAAGUGAAAGUCUCCCUACUGCUGAGGUUCUGUGUCAAAAUGUAACUUUUGCGGAGCACUAUAUGUUCAUUUGGAAAGACAAGAACAUAGAGCAAGUAAAUGUCACAGUCUUCCUUGGAAGUUUAUGUGAUGGAGAAAUACUGACCCAGAGAUUCACCGUCCAAUUUCUAAGUUUAGAGAGCACUAAUACAACAGAACUGCCUGGGGAUCCAG